CCGAGAAGCAGCCAGGGGAGAGGCCUGGGACAAAUUUAAAAGAGAAGUCAUUUCGCGCUAAUUACGCACGCAAUUAUAAGGAUUAAACUGUGCAAAAGUCCAAACGCUUCGUGGACCGAGGCAGAGUUAAAAUGACGAUGUCCCGUAACGUAAGGACCGAAUUAUUAUGGAGAAUUGUAAUGUAAGCUAGCCUCUGCUCGGGGCGUUUUGCUACACACAUCAAGCUUUGUAUAUUAUGGUUCAUACCAGAACAGUAUUGCGCCAUUCGGUGUGGGUCUGCUGUGGCGCAGUCUGCUCAUGCACAUGAUCUGUAUGGCUAAGCUGAUGCGCAGUGAACAAAAUGAACGGAAAAGUGAUUCCGCAUACUCCGCUGGCCGUGGACUUUUGGCAGAUCCGAAAAUGUCCCGAGACCCGCUUGUUCUUUUUGUCCCACAUGCACAGCGACCACACCGUUGGCCUGUCCUCCACCUGGAGCAACCGACCCAUCUACUGCUCCCCCGUCACCGCCACACUGCUGCAGCUCAAGCUCAAGGUGAAGGAGCAUUGGAUCCACGCUCUGGAGCUGGGGGAGCCGUACCUGCUGCCGCUGGAUGACAUUGGGAAAGAGACUAUGACUGUGACACUCAUUGAUGCAAACCACUGUCCAGGAGCUGUCAUGUUUCUGUUUGAAGGAUACUUUGGCUCCAUACUGUACACUGGUGAUUUUCGUUACACUCCUUCGAUGCUGCGAGAGCCUGGUUUGAGAACAAACACUACUAUUGACGUCAUGUACCUGGACAACACAAACUGUGACCCCAAUCGCACCCUCCCCUCCAGGAAGACAGCCACUCAGCAAAUCAAAGAGAUCAUCCGCAGCCACCCAAACCACAAUGCUGUUAUUGGCCUGUAUACUCUGGGUAAGGAGUCUCUUCUGGUGGAGCUGGCCCUGGAGUUUAAGAGUUGGGUGGAGGUGAGUGUGGACCGUAUGGAAACCCUGAGAGCUUUGAAUCUGCCUGAUGUAUUCACUACCGAGAGAGGGGCGGGGCGUUUCCGAGUGGUGGACCAAUCACAGAUCUCCUACACCUCUAUGCUGCAGUACAACAAUGAACAACCUACUCUGGCCAUUUUACCCACCAGCCGCCCUCUAGUAUCCUUCCACCCAAAUGUAUAUAUAGUACCGUACUCUGACCAUUCCUCCUACCAAGAGUUGGAGGACUUUGUGUCUGCUAUUAAACCGAAGUCUAUAGUGCCAAUCCUGGGUCGCUGUGUCCCCGGUGGUCUGUCUGCCUUACUACCACACCAAAAGCGCCAUGAGUUCUUAGUCCCAGAGUCCGUUCGAUUGUACAUGUCAAGGCACAAUGACAACCAGCUGAGCACAUCUGGAUAUAACAAUUUUCACCGCAAGCCCCUCUUUCUGUCACCAAAAGGGGUGAUCUUUGAGUCACCAGAAAAGGAGCCCAUAUUGAUAGGUAAUGGAGAGUGGCAAUCAGAAAGUGCCCAGCUCUCUGAGGAAGAAGACAUGGACACAGACAUUACUGAUAAAAACUAUGAUUCUCUUGUAAUUGACGUGUCCAAGCAAUCCUGUUAUAACAAAAACAAAAGACGAGAUGUGAAUUUGUGGAGCCUAAAUAUAGUUCAAACUGUAUCAGAGGAGGUGACAAUGGCCGAAUCUAUGCCGUUCAGUCAGUUGAGCCAGGAAAACUUUGGUCCAAUGAAGCUUCUGACCAACCCCAAGGUCAGCCUACAGCUUAGCAGCAAAACCAGAAGACCAUGUGAAACCAACGAAAACAUAAUCAAUGAGGAAAUGGACAGGGAUCAGCAGUAUGGCGAUGGGAUUAAUAACAGCAGCCAACGCCUAGACAGAGAGCACACGAGUCAGCAAAAUGACAAUGACAUCAUGUCUGGGGACACAAGUCCGAGUCAGCACAUUGGAUCUGGCUUUGAACCUGUCAACUGUGAAAAAUCAAUGCAAAAAUGCUAUGAUAAUGCCUUUAGUAUUCCAAGUAAUCAAGAAGUAUUUAAACAACGAUAUUUGGAGAAACUGGAAGAUGCUCUCCUAAAAAAUCUCCCAUUCUCAGAAGAGGAUCUGACCUGUCAGUCUCUCUUUGAUCAGCAUCUUCCCCAGAUCAUUACACACAGUCACACAGUGAAUUCUACCUGUGCUUCCACUUAGGUGUCAUCUUCAUGUUACAAUACCAGUAGAUAUUGCCAUGGGUUAUUCCUAUCUUUUGGACUGUCUGUGGUCUUUUCAAUGUUGAUUCUGCCUUUUAUUCCCUUGAUAAGUGCUAUUAGGUUAUUAAGAAGGCUGAACUUGGCCUUUUCCUGUAUUUUGUCCUAAAAUUUGUUAAAAUUUGUCUUUCAAAGGUGUCUGUGUUUACUAAAUCACUUUUUACAUAAAAAUGUAGUUGAAAAUAUAAAUCAGAAAAAUGUCUACAGUUGUCUGCAUUUUAAAACAAGUGAACAAAAUUGGUCUACUUGCUGUGAAGACAUGCAGUUGACAUGUCUACCAGAAACAUUACAAGGUGCUGCUUGAAAUGCAAGUUAUGUGCCUGUUCCAUACAUGGAUAGUAUAACAGGUUUUAAAUCUAAUCUGUUUUGUUGCAGUCUAACCAGCCAGUUACUACAUUGGAUGCCAUUGUUUGUAAAAUACAUUCUUAAUAUUUUUGGAUAAAAAAUAAUAUAAUAUAAUGUGUCCUAUCUAAAAAUGACCUUUUUUCUAUUUGUGAAGUAUUGUUGCUGCUGAUAAAUGUUUGAGAAUAAAGUAUUGUUAUGCAUUAUUUGGGUAUUUAAUAUUAAACUAUAGCAUACAUCAUGAUUUUACAUUGUUAACUAUAUUAUUUAUAUUAAUAGUAUUUAUCUAAAAGGCUUCAAAAUUCAACAUAAGCUGAUGACAGGUUAUAACAUGUCUAAAAGCUAAUAAAACAUUUACAUAAAAUGUCCCAUUUUAAAGAAUUUAACAUUAUUUCAUUUUUUUAUACAUGAAUCUAGAUAAUAACAUUACAGUAUAUAUUUAUUGUUGUUAAAUCAAAUGAAUCAAUAACCACCACCAAAUGAAAUGAUUUGCUGUAAUGCAUAGGUUUAACCUUAAGGUGGCAGCAGUUUGUUUUGAAUUUCACAGAUCUUGGGAGCCAUAUAGAUUUUAAAGAAAUGCAUAUAUUUUGUUAUUUCAAGCUGACUUGUAAUGGUAGUGACUCUUAUAACCUUAAUGUAUAAUUAACAGAGUAUUGACAUAGUAUUUGAGUAGCAGAAAGGUUUUUGUGUAGUGCCUGAGUUUGUACCUGAAAUAAAACCUCAUCUUCUUUCUGUAAUAUUUGUGUGGAGGUUGCACUCAAGUCUGACCGCUGCCCUACAUGACCACGUAGCAGCUCAACCUGUCACUCACUUUGACUGAGAGGAAGUUUUCCAGUUGCCCCGGGCAGCCUGCAACACCAGUUUAAUUCACAACACAAAUAAAGGAAACGCUUUCUAGUG
Molecule: messenger RNA, 3450 nt
Organism: Boleophthalmus pectinirostris (great blue-spotted mudskipper)
Lineage: Eukaryota; Metazoa; Chordata; Actinopteri; Gobiiformes; Gobiidae
Gene: dclre1b
Product: DNA cross-link repair 1B
Exons: 4
Coding region: 341-2152 (603 amino acids)
Biological process (GO): protection from non-homologous end joining at telomere; double-strand break repair via nonhomologous end joining; interstrand cross-link repair
Molecular function (GO): damaged DNA binding; 5'-3' DNA exonuclease activity
Source: RefSeq, a predicted model, not a curated record